Trichomonas vaginalis G3 is the source of this 2502-nucleotide messenger RNA. Its product is annotated as coronin family. NCBI's taxonomy places the organism in Eukaryota, Parabasalia, Trichomonadida, Trichomonadidae. The record is from RefSeq and is a predicted model, not a curated record. Bases 1 to 2502 code for a protein of 833 amino acids. Gene Ontology annotation, molecular function: protein binding. The transcript has a single exon.
AUGUAUCCAGGACUCUCAGGCGCAUUUAUUCCUGAACGUAAAAUGAUUGACGUAGAUGUGAGGAAAGAGGAAAGCAUCCUUGAUAUCGCCCCUCGCUUCGCAGCCUGCGCUUCAAACGGUAAUGAUGCCAAGGUAACAAUCUUCCCAAUCGAAGGUAGACCAAAAUUCGGACUUUUCCAGCCACGCAUUAAGUCUUCCGGAGGAUCAGUUACAGCUGUUGCCUUUUCACCAUUCGAGCCAAAAUUCAUUUACGUCGGAACAAGUGGCGGAGAUAUUACAUCAUGGGAAAUUCCAGAAAAUGGCUUAGCAUGCGACCUCUCAAAGCCUCUCAACAAGUACGAUUCUGGCAGCGAAGUUAAAUCAAUGGCAAUUCAUCCGACAGCCAAAACAUUACUUGCUGCAGGCCUUCGCUCCGGUCACGUUGUUAUCCUUGAUGGAAAUCUCAACGUCGUUGCUGAUCUUGAGCACACUCGUCCAAUCAAUGCCGUUUCAUGGUCAUAUGACGGCAAAUAUGUUUACGCCCUCCACGUCGACAUGCUCUUGAGAAUCUGGGAUGUCCGCGCCAAGUCAAUUGUCGUAGAGAAGAAGAUUAUCAACUCUCGCGCUGUUGGCUAUCUCGAGCCACUCCCAGGCGACAGAAUUGCUGUCUCCUACAACGAAAAGAAGCAAGAAGUACGCAUCCUCAACCACCAGCUUGAGGAAGUUGCUGCUCGUACCUUCGAAACAGCUCCAGUUCCACUCAGACUUCGCUACCACUUCACAGGCCUCCUUGUUGCACAAACAUGCAAGGCUACAAAGAUCAACUUCCUCAACGCCAAGGACUUAUCCGACGUUUACGAGUUUAACUGCCCAGAUAUGAUCUUCGCAGCCGCUCCAGAGAUCAUCCAGCCAGAUCCAGAUGGCGACAGACUCAUGGAUCUCACAGUCAUCAUGGCCGGAAACGUUGCCCAACACCUCAGAUUGACAGUUGACAAAUCCCAUCUUCCAAUCAAGUUCCCACCAAUGCCAGUCCUCGAGACAGAGCUUACAGCCGAGAAGUAUAUGGCCGGCGAGAACUUCGAGCUCAAGACUCUUGCACUUAAUCCAACAGUCAAAGAGGAGGAAGUUGUCGACGAGGGACCACAAGAAGAAGUCGUUCAGAUCGUUACAAGAUACCGCUACCUCAACGCUGAAAGUGACCCACCACGUAACUACUUUACUUAUCUUCCAGUUGGCAUUGUCCCGAACAUGGAAUUCAACGAAAUCUGCACAAACGGCAAGCAGUUCGCUUUCAUCGGACAGGGCAAUCCAUCUCAAAUCUGCUUCAUGAACCUUGAUAAGCCAACUCGCUAUCCAAUCAACGGAGCUCCAUGCAUCAAGGAUCCACACAAGAGCACAGUCUCAUACAUCACAUACUCACCACAUAAUCCAAAUCUCUUAAUGUCUGCUGGUGAUGAUGGCAAGAUUCGCCUUUGGGAUGUUCCUGACGUUCUCAAGCAGGAUAUCACAGAGCCACGCAUUUCCCUCCAGAUGCCAAAGCGUGUCGGCCUUACCAAGUUCUCAGACGCUGUCCGUAACCUUGUUCUUGCCACAUGCCUUACACCAGAAAUCGCAAUCUGGGAUCUCAACAAGGAAAAGCAGAUCAGAUCCUUCCAGAAGCAAUGCCCAUCUGUUGUCCAAGACUCAACAUUCAACUCAUUAUCUAACGCAGUUUACUCGGUCUUCAAGGACGGCACAGUUUCUGUCUUCGACCCAAGAUCAGAGGAUCCAGUCGUCGCUACAGGUCAGUGCCAUCCAGGACCAAGACAUCGCAGAAUUCUCGACCUUCCAGAUUACAACCGCUUUGCUACAUUCGGUGUCAGCAAAAAGGGCUGGCGUGAGAUCUCCAUCUGGGAUCCAGCCAACCUCUCUGCUCCACUCAAGACAGUCGAAUUAGAUACACAGUCCUCUCCACUUCUUCCAAUGUACGAAGAAGGCAGUGGCGUCAUCUACUGCGGCGGCAAGGGUGACGGCAACGUCCCAUUCGUUGAGUUAUGCCGCGAUGACAGAAUUAUCGCUUGCCAGGGCUCAUACGAUUCAGCAGAACCAGAACGCGGCCUUUGCCUCAUCCCACGCAAGUACCUCGACGUCAAGUCUGUUGAAAUCUCUCGCAUGCUCAAGUUGUCAACAGAAUCUCUUCGUGCUCUUCACUGGAGAACACCACGUAAUCGCCAGGAGUACUUCCAGGAUGAUAUCUACCAACCAUCCCGUGAUACAUCCAACGCUCUCAUGGAAGUCCUCGAUUGGGAGGACGGCCAGACAGAAUCAUUCCCAGAGUUGAACAUCCAGCCAGAGGGAAUGAAGAAGCUCUCAGAGGCACAGCCAAUCGUCAAGCCAAAGGCAAGGAAGUACCUCCCAGGAGGACAGGACGAACAGGAAGAUUUAGCCAACAAGAAACUCACCAUCGAUGAGAUUGUUGCUAUGGCUCCAAAGAUUUCUACAGAAUCAGAUGAUGAAAAGGAAGAAGAAAGUGAUAGCUGGUAA